Messenger RNA from Trematomus bernacchii (emerald rockcod), 3888 nucleotides. RefSeq names its product protein-L-isoaspartate O-methyltransferase domain-containing protein 2. The record is from RefSeq and is a predicted model, not a curated record. NCBI's taxonomy places the organism in Eukaryota, Metazoa, Chordata, Actinopteri, Perciformes, Nototheniidae. Gene Ontology annotation, cellular component: cytoplasm. Gene Ontology annotation, molecular function: protein-L-isoaspartate (D-aspartate) O-methyltransferase activity. The transcript has 7 exons. Bases 163 to 1461 code for a protein of 432 amino acids. Gene Ontology annotation, biological process: protein modification process.
CCGCCGUUACGUUACGUACAGUGCGUCUGACGUCAGCUGGCCGAAUGUUUACAUCCAGGCAGCAGUGGUGUGUUUCUCCCUGGAUCUCCACAACAACAAAAGGCUGAACACACGGAAACCCGCGGCUUCAGAAAACACCAGUCUGCGUUUUCACAAGUCAACAUGGGCGGAGCUGUCAGUGCCGGAGAGGACAAUGACGACUUGAUUGACAACCUGAAGGAGGCGUACUACAUCCGCUCAGACCUGGUGGAGCGGGCCUUCAGAGCCAUCGACCGCGCUGACUAUUACCUGGACGAGUACCGGGACAACGCCUACAAGGACUUGGCGUGGCGGCAUGGGAACAUCCACCUGUCGGCUCCCUGUAUCUACUCUGAGGUGAUGGAGGCUCUGGACCUCUGCCCCGGACUCUCCUUCCUCAACCUGGGAAGUGGCACCGGGUACCUCAGCACCAUGGUCGGCCUCAUACUGGGACCCUUCGGAGUGAACCAUGGGAUCGAGCUGCAUGCUGAUGUGAUUGAGUAUGCGUGCCAGAAGCUCGACUCCUUCAUCAAAACAAGCGACAGCUUCGACAAGUUUGAGUUCUGUGAGCCCUCCUUCGUGGUGGGGAACUGUCUGGAGGUUCCUCCGGAGAGCCGUCAGUACGACCGGGUGUACUGUGGGGCGGGGGUGCAGAAGGAGCAUGAGGACUACAUGAAGAACCUGCUGAAGGUGGGGGGCAUCCUGGUGAUGCCUCUGGAGGAGAAGCUGACCAAGAUCACCCGCACAGGGCCGAACAGCUGGGAGACCAAAAAGAUCAUCUCUGUGUCCUUCGCCCCUCUGGCGCUGCCCAAACACAGCACCAAUGGAAAACCCAAGACUGUCCCACUGCCCAAGUACGAGGUACGCACGUUGCAGGAGCUGGCUCGUAUCUGCAUCCGCCACACCCUGAGAGUGACCACGGACGGGGGGGACAGCCUAUCACGCGGCAGAGGGUCCUCGUUCUCCGUGGGCAGGGGCCUGGCGGUCGCUGGGCUCCAUAAGUACGGCCCCCGCUUCAAGCGCAGGCGCGUCCACCGGCGCCACUGCAACGCGCUGGUCCUGGCCACCAGGCAAGUGGUGGCCAGCAGCGGCAUCGCCCCCACCCCCCUGGACAACAACAACAACCAGGGGGGACGAGCCGAGGAGGAGGCGGGAGAGAGGGAGGCCCGGCAGCAGAUGAGAGGGAGCAGGAGGGCGGGGAGAGGAGCGGGGAGAGGAGCGGGGAGAGGAGCGGGGAGAGGAGCGGGGGCCGUGGUGGAGGAGGAGGAGACUGUGGAGGAAGAGGACGAGGAGGAGGAGCAGCAGGAAGGGGAGGAAGAGGAGAAGGAGACCGGGGAGCUGCUGCGACCCCAGCCCCCCGUCAACCUCCUAAGAGAGAGGAUCCUCGGCCUGCCGCUGCCCGAGCCCCUCAAGAUGUACCUGCUGUACUACAGAGAGAAGUGAGGGUCCGGGGGCCACAUCGUAAAGAGAAGAGGAUCAACAUCACCUCCUGUACCGGGCAGGACCCCUUACUGACCCCCGGUGUCCCGCUCACCUCCAUCAUCCAUUCUCUUCCCCUCCCUCUGUUCCCCGCUGUUCUUUACUCCAUUCAUUCCCUGACAUUGUAAAGAGGUCAAUUUGUCCAGUGGAGAGGGGGGGGGGGGGGGGUUUAGUCUACUUGCCAGCACUUUGAACCCAGAAAUGUUGAGUUCCCCAAAGUUUUAUGUUAGAAAUGUAAAGUACAUGUCCCCAGCACACAGAAACUGACAGAUGCUAACCUGCAGAUGCUAACCUGCAGAUGUUGGGUAUUAGCAUCAUUAGCAUAAAUUGUGUCAAUUAGCAUAUGCAGACAAUAGCAAAAAAUGGUCUUGGCCCAUUUGGACAAUGUUGGAGUGGUUCUGGAGGUUGUUGAGGAUGUUGAAUCAAUUUCUGACAUUUUCAGGAUCAAAAAUUGCAGUUUUAACCACAAACUGGUGAUAUUUGUACUCCGGAUUUUCAAGUUUUGGAGGACCCAAAACUGCAAUUGUUUAUCCUGAAAAUGUCAGAGUUGAUUCAACCUUCUUCAAUAACCUCCAAAAUCACUCCAAGACUGUCCAAAUGGGCCAAGACAUUUUAAGCAUCAGGCAAUUUCUAUGUGCUGGGGACCCUACUAUACAUUUCUAACAUAACACUUUGGGGUACUCCACAUUUCAGGGUUCACAGCAGGACUCUAUGAGCUGGUAAAUAGACCAGGAGGGGAGGGUGGAGGGGCAAUACAACCAAACAGUCACUAACACUUAUAGAUAUAAAUACACAAAUCAUUACCAAUUUGCUCUGUAUAUCCUGACCAAGCCCUGCAUAACAACAGCUUCCCAGAGGGUCCCUCAGACAGGGGGCUCCUCCCAUCGACAGCCCCAGUUUAGAGGUCAUACUGACUGUGUGGAAGCUGGUGGUCUGCAUGAGGUGGUGUGUAUUCAUGAAGAAGGGGUGUAGUUUGAAAAGGAAGACAUACUUUGUGAGGGAUGUGUAUUCUGAGAUGAUAUCGCAGCUUCAGCUAGUGACCAACAUAGUUCCACUGAUUCCCAAAUAAAAGGUGAGCGUUGAUUCCAUUAAAUAUUUAACCGAGCUCCUUCUCAAAGGCCAAGUGUUGCUCAUCAUUUCAAGAUUUAUUAUGAGCUUUGUCCAUUAAAAGAAGUUUCAGUUUUUUCUAUGCAUAUAUUUGAUCGUAUGAGUUAAGUCUUCUUCUGACUUAUGGAAAAGAUUCUGAGCUCAAUCCUAACGUGUGUAUCCAAAUAGAAGUCUCAGUGCUUCUUUACAUCUCAUUAUAUUCUCUUACCCAAAAGAGAAUGACCGUAAAGGAUCACAUAGCUACUAAUAUUCCAAUUCACAUAAAUAAACCAGCAUGAUAAAACAUAACUAAUGUUUAUGAUGAUUGACAGUGUGCAGGUUUUACGUUGCCGUGCUGUCAUGUUUUUUUUUUGUCUUGUAUUUGGAUUUUUGAAGUUAAACAGACUUGAAGUGUUGUGUACAUAUGAAAUGUCAUGUUAUAUGAAUCAUAAACACAUGAUAAGUAGAAGAAGCAUCUUCUCUCACGUUUCUGUUGUAGUUUAUAUUUAGAUGGAACCAGUGGCGUAACAAGGUUGUGAUUGGCCCCGGUGCAAAUAUUGUUUUGUGCGCUGCUCUUGUGCUUUGGUUUGCUGUACAUUAUAAAUGCAAGCUAUUACACUUUUUUAUAAUGCUACCGAACUUGUAGCAUUAUAAAAAAUGCUACCGAACCACCGCUAAGAGCCGAACCACCGCUUAGCUAAAGGAGGCUAAUGUUGGGCUAUAAAGGAACUACAGCACGGUCACAUGACUUCACGUCACCACCGCUAACCUGUACAGUACAGGUUGUUUAAACGGUUCGCUCGUCAACGCAAGGUAUCACAUGACAUGAAACUUUGGGAGCAAGGUCAUUGGACAGACAAAUUAAUUUAUGUUGCUUGGUUACUUUGAAGACUGCGUGAACCGGUCAAUGCCAUUGGGGCCCCAAAAAAAAUAUAUUAAAAAAUAAUAUUUAAACAAAUAUAUAUAAAACGUGUGCUCUGGGACCCGGUGCGUUGCACCGGCUGCAUCGUCGAUAGUUACGCCACUGGAUGGAGCAUCCUCGCUUUGUUCUUUUUGCUUUUCUACCAAACUCUCUGCUCCCCUCUGUGCCAAACUUCUGUUGCAUGGACUCAAUUCUGGAGAGGAAACGGGAUGGACAGGAAGUCUGAAGACCAAUAAUUAGUUUUGCUUCAUUACCACUGAAAUGAGUGGUUAUUCAUGUAACGCUUAGAAAUAAUCCCAUUGGACAGUUUGUAUCUGAAUAAUGUCUGCAAAAAAUGGAGCUGUACUAUUGACUGCUGUUAAUAAAGUGCGAUAUAAAAAAGA